Molecule: messenger RNA, 946 nt
Organism: Punctularia strigosozonata HHB-11173 SS5
Lineage: Eukaryota; Fungi; Basidiomycota; Agaricomycetes; Corticiales; Punctulariaceae
Product: mannose-P-dolichol utilization defect 1 protein
Exons: 3
Coding region: 1-927 (308 amino acids)
Source: RefSeq, a predicted model, not a curated record
AUGAGCACUCUGACUCGAGGCCUUCCUGGGCCCGUUCGCGACCUCGGAGUAUCUAUCCUCGGGCAAAAGUGUUACACGUCAUUAGUCGAGCAACUCGACUUGGACGUUGAGUGUCUGAAGUAUGCCUUGUCGAAGGGUUUAGGCGUCGGGAUUGUCGCGGGCGGAGCUAUUAUGAAGCUUCCACAACUCAUCAUCGUGCUCCGAGCUCAGUCCGCUCGAGGCCUCUCGCUUUCCUCCUACUCCCUGGAAACUUUAUCAUACGCCAUUACAGUGGCAUACUCAUAUCGCCAUAACUUCCCAUUCUCGACGUAUGGCGAGAACGUGUUCCUCACCGCGCAAAAUACGAUUAUCACCUUCCUAAUCAUCGCUUUCACCCGAGGCCGCAAUGAAGAGGACGUGGCGACGAAAAUCGCCGCUGCCAUUGCUGCCGUCAUCGGGACUGGCUACCUCCUCAGCAUAUUCCCUCCGGACAAGCUUGCCGUUCUCCAAGUGGCCACCCUGCCCCUUUCCGUGGCCUCGAAGAUUCCUCAGAUACGAGAAAACGCGCGCACGCAAUCAACGGGCCAGCUCUCGUCGUUCGCCAUCCUAUCUCAGGUUGUCGGCUGCGUGGCGCGUCUCUUCACGACAUUCACGGAGGUUGGCGACCCCAUCAUGACCGCCGGUUUCGCGGUGGCGCUACUGCUCAACCUUAUCCUAGGUGUGCAGCUCUGGAUGUAUCGUGGCGCACCGCCGACAGUCCAGGCCAAGCACGAGAAGGUGCGUGUGCCCGCGGACGUCGUUGUGGACGAGAAGGCGUCGGGCAGUAUCCUCAGCCAGAAAGGUACUGGACAAAUACAAUGGGGUGCACCUGCGCCCGGACCUACCACUACCCGAAGGGCCGGGACACCACAGCCGUCUGGUAAGAAAUGGGCGAGGAAGGUAGAUUAGCUUUCGACUGUGUACAAGC